Molecule: messenger RNA, 633 nt
Organism: Iphiclides podalirius (scarce swallowtail)
Lineage: Eukaryota; Metazoa; Arthropoda; Insecta; Lepidoptera; Papilionidae
Source: the annotation of a GenBank genome assembly
AUGACGUUCUCCAUGAGGUUGCCGCUGUUGACUUGCCUGGUGUACCUGACUUGCGUACACGGUAUCAUGGUGAAGUAUGGGACGAAGGGUGGGCCCAUCGAACCGCCGACUCCAGAGCCGCUACCUCCGCCACAGCCGUAUCGGGUCCCCGCGCCCGUCUGGGAGGACCGGAGCGAUGACACACCCGACCCUAAUGCUCACUGGCGACCUCCAUUCUUCAGGCCAGAACCAAGAUAUACUCAAGUUUUUUUCAAGGCUUCUACUCCCUCACCUAUUAGCAAUGUUCAAAGCUUCGUCAAUUCGUAUUUGUCGAACCAGCCCAUUAAAGCGACGCCGAUAAAAACAUACUUCUCUCCGUCUCAAAUAUUGAGCUCUCAAAAUUUGCCUGGCGUCGGCAUCAGGUACUUCAUUCCAGCUUACGUUAAUGAACAGCUAGAAGUGAAACAGAAGAAACAGGACGAUGCGAAGCACAAUGAAAUCGAGACUAAUGACAUUGCCGACUCUAGCACAGACGCUUCUAGCGACGCGCAAUGGAAGUUUGAAAAGGACUCCGCAACAAGGCUUCAGAGGACUACGCUCGAAGGAACAGCACGACCGUUUUACCAGUGGCCAGCAUACAUUCACCCGAGGCAU